ACUGUCAGUACUCUGUGCUGUCAAUGAAUGGCUCCAGAGGCUGUAGGGCCCAUUCAGGUGUGCACUCAACGCUGUCUGCCAGCAGUAUUUGAAGUUGAAAUCAUUACAAGCAUUGCUUUAUAAAAAGGUUCACCUCAGUGGAUCGAACAGGUCCAUUGCUGAAUUCCAACUGGCGGGAGAACACGGUUAGAUAUGGAAAGCUUGUCAUAGCGUCUGAGCCAACCCUCGACAACACACAGUGUAUCGGUUAUUCGAUUGAUGCAGAAAGAUUGGCGCUUUCUCAUGAAUGUUGGAUCCGGGGAAUGGUUCAACCUAAGAAAGGUCCUAUGGAUUCCGCUGCUGUUCCAAAAGUCACGAUCGAGGUCAGCCCCGGUUCCAGCCCCAGCUCGGAUCCUGAAGCUGUGAUCUGUCCCACCCGAAAGCCCCUGGAGUUGUCAGCUCGCUCCAAGGUGGUGCGCGCCCGGGGCAGGCCAGCGGCAGCGAAUGCAGCCCGGGAGCGGAGCCGGGUGCAAACCCUCAGGCAUGCUUUCCUCGAGUUACAAAAAACACUGCCGUCAGUCCCUCCGGACACCAAGCUAUCCAAACUGGACGUCUUAAUUCUGGCCACCACCUACAUUGCACAUUUGACCCGGACCCUAGAAGAAAGUCUGGAGGACGGAGAGGGUCGGAGAUCCGCUGAGUUAAUGCACUCCCUCAAAGUGGACGGAUAUCUGCAUCCUGUCAAAAAGUGGCCGAUGCGAUCCCGGUUGUAUGUUGGCGCAACAGGUCAGUUUCUGAAUUCUGGUCAAUCAGAAAAUCAAACUCAAGCCGCGGUGAGCAGCCCGGAUCCUGUCUAAGAUGAGACACUUCACAAAGUUCAUCGCACGGUGUUUAUACUUAAAAUUACUAUUGUCAUCUUCGCCGCUGCUUUGAAUUCCUUAGAGAGUAAACUACCAAUUUUCAAGAUAAAGAAAUCUUAAAGAAAUUAGUAAACAAAUCAGUGCAAUUAUUGAACUAAGGCGUAUCUGAAAUUGAUUUACUAUGUCGUUUAAUGUGUAUAUUCAAAGUAUAGUCUCCCAAUGUUUCGCGAACUAUGAGCUAGGUGUUACUUUAAACAGUUUGUAAAUAUCGAUGACGAUGCGUACACACUAUGCUCGUACCUUCCUCCCAUCUGUUUUAUAUCAAACAAAUCUGGACAUGCCGAUUGAGAAGUAGUAAUGUCUGCAAACUUGUAAAGAGCUGAACCUCACGUUUUCAGUUCGAAAGACUUCUCGGCCUCAUGGUAUUGACAUGAUUGGGUUUGGUUUCUGGUGCUGAAGACUCGGCCUGGCUGAUCGGCUAUGCACUUUCAAUUUCAAUUGCACUAAACACAAGGUUGAACAAAUAGCAGUGUAACAUUGUGCACGCCCGGCUACUGUGAAUGUGUGCAUCAUUUUCUCAGAUCAUUAAUUUUUUUUUAUAAAUAAAAGUGCUCCAUUUUCAUUCAA
This is a messenger RNA of Hemiscyllium ocellatum (epaulette shark), 1466 nucleotides long. Its product is annotated as transcription factor 24-like. The coding region runs from base 303 to 836 and encodes 177 amino acids. Gene Ontology annotation, molecular function: protein dimerization activity; DNA-binding transcription factor activity, RNA polymerase II-specific; RNA polymerase II transcription regulatory region sequence-specific DNA binding. NCBI's taxonomy places the organism in Eukaryota, Metazoa, Chordata, Chondrichthyes, Orectolobiformes, Hemiscylliidae. The record is from RefSeq and is a predicted model, not a curated record. The transcript has 3 exons. Gene Ontology annotation, biological process: developmental process; regulation of transcription by RNA polymerase II.